Molecule: messenger RNA, 1121 nt
Organism: Vicia villosa (hairy vetch)
Lineage: Eukaryota; Viridiplantae; Streptophyta; Magnoliopsida; Fabales; Fabaceae
Exons: 3
Coding region: 167-706 (179 amino acids)
Source: RefSeq, a predicted model, not a curated record
UCCCACUAUUGACUGGGGAGUGUUAUAUCAAACAUUAUAAUUAAAUAUUAAAAAAAAAAAAAGAUUAAGGUUGUGAGGGAAAGGACAUGAAAAGGAAGUGAGAACACAGAGAGUGAAAUAAAAUCGAGAAAGAAGAGAAUCGAGAAAUAGAUAGAUCUGAGAGAAAAUGUCACGGGGUAGUAGUAGAUCUGAUUCAGCGAUAUGGUUAAGAUGGUGUUUGGUUUUGUUCGCAAUGGUGUCCGCUUUAGGUGUAUGCGGUCCUGCUCUUUACUGGAGAUUCAAAAAAGGCAUCACUCUUCGCUCCUCUAACUCCAAACUCUCUUGUCCUCCUUGUAUCUGUGAUUGCCCUCCUCCUCUUUCUCUCUUCCAACUCGCUCCUGGGCUAGCAAAUCUCUCUGUCACAGAUUGUGGAGGCAAUGAUCCGGAACUAAAGGAGGAGAUGGAGAAGCAGUUUGUGGACCUUCUAACCGAGGAGCUAAAGUUACAAGAGUCAGUUUCUGAAGCGCACACGCGGCAUAUGAACAUAACUUUGGCUGAAGCAAAAAGAGUGGGAUCUCAAUACCAGAGAGAAGCAGACAAAUGUGUUGCUGCAACUGAAACGUGCGAGCAGGCAAGAGAGCAGGCUGAAGCCAAGCUCACCAAGGAGAGAAAACUGACUUUGAUAUGGGAGAAACGGGCACGCCAAAUAGGCUGGGAAGGAGAAUAACUGCAUCAUGUUUGUUAUUUUUAUAAAAAUUAUUUAUAUGGUUAUAAGCAUCAUUUUAUAUAUAAGCAUACAAGCAAAAUGCUUGAGUCGUCAAGUUAUUCUCCUCUUAUUGUGUUUGUGACUGCAUAUUUGCUAGAAUCAACAAUUUUUACAUCGCUGAUGAUACCAAUUCAUGAUCCCACAUGGGAAAAAUGUAAACAUAAAAUCUUUGCCAGAUCUACCACUUAUGACCUCGUUUAAUGUUUACUACCAUCCAACUAAUUAUGUCGGUUGGGCUGCCAUAGGUUCAUUCUCACAUUUUCUUUUCUUUCUCUCAGCAUUCAAAUAAAGGGCAAACUAUCAUUUUGGUUUGGUUCUCAUAAGUGUUCUGAAUAUGUCGAAUACAACAAGCAUUUUUUAUUAAUUAUUUGAGUCA